This is a messenger RNA of Lactuca virosa, 1068 nucleotides long. The record is from the annotation of a GenBank genome assembly. NCBI's taxonomy places the organism in Eukaryota, Viridiplantae, Streptophyta, Magnoliopsida, Asterales, Asteraceae.
CAAAAAUGUAACCAUACAAAAAAGAUUUAAAGCCAAAACAUAUACAAAUUGGCAACAAUAAAAAACGGAUAUGAGAAAGUUCCACCAAAUCCCAACGGCAAGACUCAUCUUUCCCAGAAGAUGAUAUCUUCAUCUUGUUUUUCCUUGGUCAAAAUUAAUCCUACAACACAACCAACCAUCGUCAAUGCAUCAAACUCAACAUCCCCCCACUCUCCUCCUCUUUCUAAUCUUCAACGACCCACAUCAUCAAAUCACAACAAUCGCUUGCCGAUUCAGCCAACCAGAAGAAACCUGUUGAACAUCUCAAUUCUAACCAUAAUCGCAUCACCAAUUUCUCCUUUUUUAUCUUCCACAUCCACCUGGGCUCAAACGCAAGAAUACUUAGAGCUCGAAAGCUAUACAGAUACGAACGAGGGGUUCACACUCCUCAGACCCACACCUUGGACAAAGGUUGAAAAAGCAGGUGCGACUGCAUUGUUUGAAGAUCCAAGUAAAGGAGGAAACAAUAUUGGGGUUGUUGUAACACCAGUUCGUCUCACCAGUCUUCGUGAGUUUGGAGAUCCUCAAUUCGUUGCUAAUAAGCUUAUUCAAGCUGAGAAACGCAAGGAAAGCACAAAAGAUGUAGAAAUAAUAUCAUCAUCAGAGAGAGGGGGACAAAAGGGUGAUGAUGUACAAGUGUAUGAAUUUGAAUACAAGCUAGAUAGCACAAGGGGAGGGGUAAAAAGGGUAUUUUCAGCAGCAUUUGUGGCCUCCAAGAAGCUCUACCUUUUAAACAUUGCUUACUCAGACAACCCUGAAAAACCCCUUGAUGAUCACACACGAAUGAUUUUGGAACAAGUUCUUCAUUCCUUUCAUGUCAUUUCACCACCUUUGGUCAACAGUCAAGUUUGACUAUGACUGAGUCCAAGUUUUUGUUGUGUCAAGUGUUUUAGAAUAAUAUAUAUAUGAUGUGGGCAUUGAUUUGUUUGAAUAUUUUGAUUUGAAUAUAGAGGAAUUGAAGUCUCAAAUGUUUGGUUGUUAGAAAACAAAAUGGAAUUCCAUUUCUUUGUUUGAAAAGUUGGAAACUGU